This is a messenger RNA of Lactuca sativa (garden lettuce), 396 nucleotides long. Lineage: Eukaryota; Viridiplantae; Streptophyta; Magnoliopsida; Asterales; Asteraceae. The record is from RefSeq and is a predicted model, not a curated record.
AUGGCAUUUAGAAAGAAACUAACACCAUCUCUGGAUAAACCAGUUGUUGAUAUGACUCUUUAUCUUCAAAUGAUAGAGUCAUUGAUAUAUCUAACUGCUAGUCGUCCAAAUAUCAUGUUUUUCGUUUGCUAUUGUACUAGGUUUCAAGCUAAUCCAUGUGAACCUCACGUGACAGCUGUUAAGACCAUCUUUAGGUAUCUCAAGCGACCAUCCUUAUUGGGAAUAUGGUACACCUCUGGUUCAGGUUUCUUUGUGCAAGCUUUUUUGGAUGCUGAUCUUGGAGGUUGCGGUCUAGAUAGAAAAAGUACAACGGGAGGAUGCCAAUUUCUUGAUGGCAAAUUGGUGAGUUGGCAAUCUAAAAAGCAAACCUACGUCCCCCUACGACUGCUGAAGUAG